AUGGCGGCGUCGGAUGGCUUGUACCACGAGCACGCGGGCGACAGCAAUGGCACGCUCCCCGAAGCUGCCUGCGGCUGCCUGCCCAGGGGCGCCGACCAUGGCGCCGGGUAUGCGCGCAUGGACGCGCGGAGCCUCGCGUCGGCCGAUGGAGCGCAUUCGCCGUGUGUUGGCACAGCGCAGCACGGCAGCGUGGCCAGCGGGCUGCAUCAAUGCGACGCGGGGCUGAGGGAUGGCGAGCGCAGCGCGUCAUGUAACGGGAUAAGCAGCGCGCGUCAGACAGGGUCGGAGGGAAAUGAGGCGCGGAACGGGUCGGAGGGAAAUGAGUCGUGGCGGAAGCGCAUUGCGCGCAUGGUGCACGGAAGCAGUGAGCAGAACGGCGUCGCAGCAGAUAGUAAGGGUGGCACGGAUGUAAGCGCGGGUGACGACCAACGCACGUGGGGCCCGGAGGAGAGGUCGUGGGAUGUGGAGGCAGGUCGGGGUGCGGGCAGCGGUGACGGAGCGAGCGCCGAGACACGGCCGCGCCGCAGCGCCUUUCCUUACGACUGGUUCGUUGCAAAGCGGCCCCACAACCGCCAGCCGCUGCAGCCCGACGAGCGAACCUGGCGGGGGAUCAAUGCACGCCCCGCCACGCCUGCGUCCUCCGCGUCGUCCGCAUCCGCCAGUUCCCCCGCCUGGCCCUCCGCCCGCCCGUCCGCGGCCCCCGCGUCGCCGCCGUGCCAGCAGCCGGACGAGAUGAUUACGUCAGCGUCGUACGAGGUAGUGGCGGAUGAUAUGGAGGAGGAGGAGGAGGAGGAGGAGCGCAUGAGCGACGCGGGGUGCACGGACGACGGGCUCGAAGCUACCACCGACUGCCACGACCAACUCUGCUGCUGCUGGCCCCUCCUCCCCGCCUCCCCCGCUCGCCCCGCUCCCCUUCCCCCCGCCGACUCGCGCGCCUCCGACUCAUCCGCGGGGAACACGGAGGGCGAGGAUGCGAAGCGGAGCAUGCGUGGAGCGGGCGAGGCGGGGAAGGGAGAGGCGGGGCGCGGGGCGGUGGCGUGGGCGCGCAGCGUGGACUGGGGGUCGCGGCGCUGCCAGCUGUCCAUCUUCGCCGCCGUGAUGCUGGCGGGGCUGGCGGCGGCCGCCGUGGUGUUCUGGGCGACGUUCAGGAGCUACCAGCACAGCAGCAUGGACGUGCUGACGACGCUGUGCGACACGUGGGCGGCGCUGCUCAACGAGCGCCUGCAAGACUCCGCCAAACAGGCCCGCGUGCUGUCGGCGCUGCUCUCCAUCCUCUACUUCCGCUCCACCCCACCCGUGCUCAACCAGCUGUCCGUGCAUCUCUUCCACAACGUCGCCUUCGCCCUGCGUGUCUCGCCCGCCCUGCGCCCCGCCUGGGAGGCCCUCAACAACGCAUCCGCGCCCUGCAUCAUGGACGAGGGCAGGGAGUGUGCGGAGGAGCGCAUGGAGUAUGCGCCCAUAGUGUUUGAGGAGCUCGCCCAUGCCCCGCACCGCGGCCUCGACCUCUACCAAUUGGACCAGUUGAACGCCACGGUGUGGCGGGCGCGGCAGCAGCUGCGAGCAGUGGUGUCGCCCAUCCUGGCCGCCACACACGCGCCCACCGCCGUGCACUUCUCCCCCGCCGCCUCCUCCGACGCACACUUGUUCAAGGUGCUGCCCGUCUUCCGCUCCUCGCGCGCGUACUCGCCUGCCACGCCCGGAGGGCAUGACGGCGACGAGGGCGUGGCGAGUGCGGAGGUGGGCGCGGGCGUGGGGGAGGGCGAUCUGGGCGGGUUCAUGGUGGCGGAGAUGGACGUGGACGGGCUGUGGAAGGACAUCAGCAAGGUGCGCAGGGGGGGCACGGGCAACUGGAAGCUUGCUGGGUUGCUGCUCACCCGGCCCUCAGUGCUGUGUGCAACUCCAUGCCUGCACUGCAUGCGCACGCUCUGCCUGCCUUUCCCUGCGGCGUCACCAGCGGCGGACAUGGUGUUGCAGAUAGUGGACGUGACGGACGGCGGUGCACCGCAGCUGGUGCUGGACGCCUCGCGCCAGGCCUACAACCCCGCAGACCAGGUGGCGGAGGGGCCCUUUGCACGUGUCAACAGCAUUGACUUCGGAGACCAGUUCCGGCAGUACGAGCUCCGAUGCAGGUAUGCGAGUGUGCCGGUGCCGGUGCUGCCGGUGGUGUGGAUGGUGCUGGUGCUGGUGGUGGUGGCGGGGGCGGCGUACCUGCUGUGUGUGGCGCAGAGGCAUCUGAGUGUGGCGCGGCGCAACCUGAGGCGCAUGGGGCUGCUGAAGGACCGCAUGAAGCGCGCCAAGGUGCUGGCGGAGAUGGGCAACCGCGCCAAGGGCACCUUCCUCGCCACCAUGAGCCACGAGCUGCGCACUCCCCUCAACGGCGUCAUUGGCAUGAUGAAUCUGUUGCUGGAGACGCCAUUGAGCGCAGUGCAGCUGGACUACGUGGACACGGCGCGCACCAGUGGCAGGGCGCUCGUGGACCUCAUCAACGACAUCCUUGACCUCUCCAAGAUCGAGGCGAAGCGGAUGGUAUUGGAGAGUGCGGCGAUGGACGUGCGCAGCGACGUGGUGGACGACGUGCUGAGCAUGUUCGUGGACCGCAUCCGUGCCAACCCCCACGUUGAGGUCGCUGCCUACGUUGACCCCGCCGUGCCCUCCCUCAUCUUUGGGGACUCACUGCGCCUGCGCCAGGUGUUGAUGAAUCUGCUGUCCAACAGCUGCAAGUACACGGCGCGAGGCCACAUCUUCAUCUGUGUGCGCGCCGUGCGCUCAGACGAGGACCUGCGCCACGUGCUGCUGCUGCACUCGCGCACCACCUCCCACGCCCUGCCACACCGCGGCGGCACAGGCCCCGGCCCCCAUGACUCGUCGGCGUGGCGUGUGGUGUCCCCGUCCGCCCUCAUGCGCCCCGCGCUCUCAGGCCCCGGCGCCGGCCCAGGCCGCCUGCAGCGCGCUUACCUGGGGUCAGGGACGCUGGGGGGCGAUAGGGUGCUGCGCGAGGGUGGAGAGGGGGAGGAGGGCGUGGAGGGCGGUGGGUGGUCCAGCAGCAGGGAUGAUGACAGUGCUUCCAUGUGCGGGGAGGAGGGCAGGGGUAGUAUGGAGAGGGAAAAGGAGAGGGAGAGAGAGAGGAGGUGUUAUGAGACACUGAGUGGGUAUGAGGCGGUGGAGAGCUGCAACAGCUGGGCGCAUGUGCGCAUGCAGCAGCAACCCAUGGCGUGUGGUGGAGCAUUGGAGCAGGGUGCGAGUAGAGGGGGUGCGGGAGGGCGGGGGGUGGCAGCAUCAUCGGGGAUGGUGCGAUUGGUGGUGUCUGUCGAGGACACGGGCGAGGGCAUCCCUUUGAGUGCGCAGAAGAGCAUCUUCAAGCGCUUUGUGCAGGCAGACGCCAGCAGCACGCGCACGCAUGGGGGCACGGGCAUCGGGCUGACCAUCUCACGGCACCUGGUGCACCUCAUGGGCGGCAAGCUCAGCUUCGUGAGCCGCCCUGGCAUCGGCACCACCUUCUACUUUGACUUCACCGUGCCCUUCCACGCCCCCAAACCACCCGCUGCUGCUGCUGCUGCUCCUGGUAGUGCUGGGGCAGCAGUGGGUGGCAGGGCAGGGCGAGGGGCAUCUAGUAUCAACUCGAGUGACUGUGUGUUCACGGCUCCGCCUCUCUCCCCGCCCACGCUGCAACACCAGGACGCGCUAUACCAGGGUGCGGCCGCUGCCUCUCUUGGCAUUAGCUGCUCCCCCUCGCCCUCCCUCUGCCCUCCGCCCCUCCACCUCAUGCCUCCACCAACGCCACCCUCCGUGCGUUCCCCGCUGCCCGUGCACGAGGCACCUCCCUCCACACAGAGUGCGGCAGAAGCAGCAGCACUAUCUCCAAAAGCAGCAGCAGCAGCGGUGGCGGUGGCAGGGCAGCAUGUGUGUUGGUGCCCGGCAGCGCUGUCAGGGCCAUAUGCAGGUGUGGCGGCGGUGGUGCUGGACGACUGGGCGGUGCGCCGUGCUGUCAUGCACACGUACCUUGCUCGCCUGGGAGUCACCGUGCUGCAUGCUGAUGCGCAUGCACAUGGCCAUGCCUGCAUGUGCCAUGGGGAACAGCAGGCAGCAGGGCACGGAGUGGAGGGGGGGCCUCAUGGCAGUGCGCGUACCGCUGCUGGCCUGCAGGGAGACGCGUCAGCAGAGAAUGGAAGGGACAUGGCUGUAGCCGCCCUUGGCAGCACGAGUGCUGGUACGGAGGGUGUGAGUGCGGGUGGUGCAGGUGGGAGUGCAGGGUCGUGGGAGGCGGUGUGGGCAGCGCGGGGCAUGGUGGUGGUGGUGGAGCAUGAGUGGCUGGCGGACAGGGGCGGGCUGGCCAGGGGGUGGCGGCACCGCGUGGAGGCAGCAGCGGGGUGGGUGGUGCAGCAGUACCGCCGCUCCCACCACCAUGCGCUCACUGCUGCCACACCACACACUGGGGGCGCUGCCAACAGCAGCAUGGCAGGAGCGGCCGAGCAAGGGCGGUGGUUUGGGUUGCCGGAGAGGUGGCGGGCGAUUGUGGUGCUGCGUGAUGCAAGGCAGGCAGGUGGGCUGAAGCAGCGGCAUGGCGUGGCAGCGGUGCUCAUCAAGCCCAUCCGCCACGCCGCCCUCGCUGGCUGCCUGGGGGAGGCCCUGGGGGUGGACGGCGCACCUGCUGCCCAUGCCCUGCCCGCCCAACCUGCCCCUGCCCUGCACAUGCCUGCAUCCGUGCUUCUCACACACUCUCCUGCUGCGCGUGUUGGGCUGGACGGAGGGGGAAGGGGAGGGGUGUGCGAUGAGAGUGAGGACGGCGAGGAGGCCCCUCUGCUGCCGCUGAGUGCGUCUGUGGGUUCGUCACCGGCUGUGCGUGGGUGCUGCGUCCCACUGGCAGCACGCUCAGGCAUGCAGCACCGCAGCAGAAGCACCAGCGCUCUGGCAGCGCUGUGUGGGGCGGGCAGGGGCGCACACGGAGGAGAAGGGCUAGGGGCGGAGCAGGCACAUGUGAGGGAGGGUGGUGGUGGGGGCGAGGAGGCGAGUGCAAGGUCUGUAUGUGAGGGGCGUGGGGGGAUGGCAGAGAGUGUGGUGGGUGAGCGUGUCCCAGCAGUGGCUGCAGAGAAUGGAGGCCCCCGGUGGGCAGCAGGGGCGACAAGAGGAGGAAUAGAGGUGGGGGGUGGCGGUGUGAUGAGCAGUGUGAGGCACAAGAGCGCUGCUGCUGCACGGCUGUGCCAUGCUCUGGAAGGCUCCAAGUUCCUCGUGGUCAGUGCCUCAUGUUCUGAGUUGCAUGCACGCAUGCUGGACAGCAUCGUGCUGCUCCCUGCUCGCCCCCCUUGCUGCCCCUCGGCCUCAUUCCCCUGUCCUCAUGUGGAUGACAACAUGGUGAACCGCAAGGUGAUCAGCAAGAUGCUGCAGCGCUAUGGCGUGCAUGUGGAGGCCGUGGAGGGGGGCGCACAGGCACUGCAGCGCCUGCAGCAGCCACAUGAAUUCGUGGGGGUCUUCAUGGACGUGCAGAUGCCGGGCAUGAACGGCUUCCAGGCCACCAGGGCCAUUCGCAACAUGGAGGCCGCUCAACCUGCUGCCUGCACUGCACCGCUGCCCACUGCUGCCACCGCACAGGAGAGCGUGCCUGCCACGCCAGUCGCACUAGCUGAUCCUCAUACGCAAGCACCACCAUACCCUGGGGUGCCAUCGCCACUUCCAGCUGCAGCCACAGCACAGCGUGGCACUGUCGCUCCCCCCCCACCCUCCUCCCCAUGCCCGCCUCCUGCAUCCCCCUGCACGCCCCCCUGUCGCCCUGCACCGAGGCAGCGCCUGCUGGUGUUUGCCCUGACGGCGGACAUAGGCGGGGGCACGAGGGAGCGGUGUGCAGUGGUGGGCAUGGACGGGUACAUGACCAAGCCCAUCGAGGAGGACCAACUCGCCUCCGUCGUGCUGCCCUUCUUCCACCCGCCUCCCACCGCCCCUCACACACACCCGCCUCUUUCUGCCGACCCCACUGCUCCUCCCCCUUGA
Messenger RNA from Closterium sp. Naga37s-1, 5982 nucleotides. Lineage: Eukaryota; Viridiplantae; Streptophyta; Zygnematophyceae; Desmidiales; Closteriaceae. The record is from the annotation of a GenBank genome assembly.